AAAAAAUCCCAUGUGAUCAAUGUAUGUAUUUUUAUGGGAAGAUAGGACAUUUAAAAAAAAUUAAAAAUUGAUUCAAUUGUUUGUUGUGAUCGUUUUCAUUGAAUUCCUUUUCAUGGAAAGUGGGUGAGAAAGAAGGGAAAGAAGCCAGCGUGGGCUGUUUUAUUUAUUUUUGUGAGUGAAAAAAAAUCAAUGAACCCCUCAUUGUGGUUAUUGUGCCAGCCCAGCUGACCAUGCAUUCCCGUGUCAAAAGUAGAUAUAUUAACAUUAUAAAAAUUAAUUGACAAUUAGAGUGAAAUUGGUUUCUUUUUAUGUUACUCAGGUACUUAAAAUUUAGAUAUGUAUUUGAUGAUUUCAUGAAAAGUUAUAUUUCAUACUUUUAUAGCGGUAAUGCAUCGAAUUAGUGUUUUAAACAUGAAUAUUUGAGGAAAAAUGAAAAGUUGGAGUAAUUUUUAUAUGUGUAUAUAUAUAUAUUCUUUUUUCUCUCUCCCCUAAGCACCUUUCUUCUAGCUGUCUUCUUAUCUUACUCCCCCCACCACCAGGAAACAAAAGACCAGUGGAGAGUUUGACAGUAUAGUUUCUCCAAUAUUCCCAUAGGGGACCUCUUAGUGCAAUUGCAUUUGCAAAUUUAUGUGAGAUUUUGAUUUAACAAGAAGCCAUAGUGAUGACCGUUAAUCUAUGUCGGAUAGAAUUCUACUGUAAUUUCUGAACCCCCUCCAACCCCGAUUGUGCCUGAUGCUGUUUUAUCACUUCUCAGUCUCAUUCUUAUGGCUUGAUCUGCUUGGAUUUGGGCUUUUCUUGAUUAAUAAGCUAUGCCCCUUUCAGUUAAUUUCAUAUUUAUUGAAGGGGAAAGCAUCUUCUUUUUAAGCAGCUGGAGUUAUUCCAGUUAUGUGUGGGAUUCAUGUAAAGGUUAGGCUGUUAAAUGUAGUUUAGUUCUAUUUAUGGAAAAUCCCAUCAAUGUGGUCUAGUUUGGAAGGUUUGGAUGGAUAUAUGUGAAUCAGAGAGACGAUUGCCAAAGCUUGCAGCUGUGGAUACCACAAGGCCUCCUCUUGUUCCUGCUGAAAAAAACAAUGCACCACUCACGACUCGACAGCCUCGAACUAGGGAAGUUAGUUCCAGGUUUAAAUCACCCAGUCCUUCGACAACGUUUGGUCCCAGGCGUUGUCCAUCUCCAAACCUUACUAGAACAACCUCUACUCCUUCCCAGUUGCCGCAAAAUAGAGCUGUAUCAGCUGAGAGGAAACGCCCCUCAACACCACCUUCGCCUCGAAGUCCAUCUACACCAGUUCAUGAUUCAUCAAUAGCUGUGCAGAUACCAUCUAGAAGGCUAUCAACAGGCCGCACACCUGAAAGUUUAUGGCCUUCUACUAUGAGAAGUCUUAGUGUUUCAUUUCAGUCUGAUACGAUUUCAAUUCCUGUUAGCAAAAAGGAAAAAGAAAAACCAGUUACUAAUGUUUCAUUGGAUCGUACUUUGAGACCUUCUUCAAAUGUGUCUCAUAGACAACAGUCUGAGAAAUCUACCUUAUCACGAAAGCCUACUCCAGAGAGAAAGAGUAGUCCUCUUAAAGGGAAGAAUGCACCUGAUCAAUCUGAAAAUGCUAAGCCAGUUGAAAGUUUGCCUGGCCGAUUGAUAGAUCAGCAUAGAUGGCCUAGUAGAAUUCGUGGGAAAUUAUCUUCCAAUUCAUUGAAUGGCAGUGUGGAUCUGGGUGAUAAUAGGAUUGUCAAAAGUUUAUCCACUCCAGUUCCAGGAACUGAGUUAUCUUCACCGAAGAGGAUGCCAAUGUCUGAUAGUUCGGGUAAACCUCUAAAGAAAAUUGCUAACGAGACUACCAGUUUGUUAUCAUUCAAUGAAAUUAGUCGAAUAAGACCUGAGGCAAUUUCAAUUGAUGAUAAGUCUAUGCGAGUAUCUGGACCUGCAAGGCUCCUUUCUGCAAGUUCAUUGGACAAAUUGGCACUGGCAACUCAUGCGCUCAAAUCUCUGUCUUUGUCUGCUCCUGGAUCACGACCUCAGACACCAAAUAGGACCUCUGUUUCUAGGGGUGCCAGUCCUUCUCGGGCAAGGCCUUCCACUCCACCUCCAAGAGGGGUCAGUGCAACUACAAGGGGAGUCAGUCCAUCUCGGAUGAGGACAUCCACCUUAUCUAGUCAAUCCCACAGCUCAACUUCAGUUCUUAGUUUUAUUGCAGAUAUUAAGAAGGGAAGAAAAGGUGCAAACUACAUAGAGGAUGCUCAUCAACUGCGUCUUCUUUAUAAUCGAUAUUUGCAGUGGCGAUUUGCUAAUGCCCGAGCAGAAGCUGUACUGUACAUUCAGAAAAUUACUGUAGAGGAAAUUUUGUACAAUGUCUGGAAGGCUACUUUGGGUCUAUGGGAUGCCGUGAUCAAGAAAAAGAUCACUUUGCAGCAGCUGAAGUUAGAGCUCAAGCUGAACACGGUUUUGAAUGAUCAAAUGGGGUAUCUCAACAAUUGGGCACUACUUGAAAGAGAUCAUAUAAGUUCUUUAGCUGGAGCAGUGGAAGAUCUGGAGGCAAGCACUUUGCGUCUUCCCGUAGCUGGAGGGGCAAGGGCAGAUAUCGAAUCAUUGAAAGCUGCUAUUUCCUCUGCUGUUGAUGUGAUGCAGGCUAUGGGCUCCUCCAUUUGUUCUUUACUCUCAAAGGUUGAAGGAAUAAACAAUUUGGUCUCCGAGCUUGCUGCAAUAGCUACUCUAGAGAAAAACAUGCUCGACCAAUGUGAAGCUCUCAUGGCUUCAACAGCGGCUAUGCAGUUAGAAGAGUACAGUCUUAGGUCUCAUCUCAUACAAACAAAACAAGCUUUGGAGAGGAAUAAGCAACCAAUGAUGGCAGCCAAAACAUUAUUUCCAUGGCCAUAAAAAAAAAAAAAAAAAACAGCUGGUAAGCUAAUAAUAUUCUGCCAAUAUAUUAUUAUUAUCAUAUAAAGUGAGAUGAAAAUUAAUUACAAAAUCUCUGCUCUGCCGGCCCCUGUAAAAUGUAAAUUUCCCCCCCUUUUGUUUCUAUUUUCCUUUUUUAACUUAAAUGGUAAUUUUUUUCUUCUUUCAUUUUUUUUACCCUUUCAAAAGAUGGAGUUACUGGCUCUGUUCUUUUUUCCUACGUGUAAUUUUUGUAUUACCAUAUGAAGAAAAAAAAAAAAAGGCAAAGGAAGCAAAAUAUUUGAGUUCAAUGCUGAGGGAAAUUUUAAUUCGAGUCUUAACCUAGUUAAUUUAUGUAAUUAUUUCUAAAAAAUGGUAUUUAAUAUUAAGGUUUGUAUUUUAGCAUUUGUAAAAUGUAUUCGAGUCAUGAACCUAAUGUGAAUUUCAACGUUGAAGUAUUUUGUCAUUAAAUCAAUGUAAUUUGACAUAUUAAUUAAAAUUAGUAUAUAAAAAUUUUACGGUUAAAAA
Molecule: messenger RNA, 3388 nt
Organism: Gossypium arboreum
Lineage: Eukaryota; Viridiplantae; Streptophyta; Magnoliopsida; Malvales; Malvaceae
Product: AUGMIN subunit 8
Exons: 7
Coding region: 980-2863 (627 amino acids)
Biological process (GO): spindle assembly; centrosome cycle
Cellular component (GO): nuclear microtubule; cytoplasm; centrosome
Molecular function (GO): microtubule binding
Source: RefSeq, a predicted model, not a curated record